Molecule: messenger RNA, 2988 nt
Organism: Rubroshorea leprosula
Lineage: Eukaryota; Viridiplantae; Streptophyta; Magnoliopsida; Malvales; Dipterocarpaceae
Source: the annotation of a GenBank genome assembly
CUCUGCACACCUCUCUGUACUAGCUUGGCAGUAUUCCAUUUCCACCUCGUCCUCCAUUUCCUCCAUCUUCUGCCCAGAAGACCCUCUUUUUUUUCCCUGUAUUUCCCUGAAGCCAAACAGUUUUUUAGCUUGUUUCUGUAGCGAGGGAGACGAGAAAGGAAACGACCCAGAAGAUUAUUUGCCAUUUGCUUCCUACGCUGGUGGUACUGACUGGAACUGCCGUUUUCAGAAAUGGGUUGUGCGCAGUCGAGGAUUGAUAAUGAGGAGUCAGUGGCUCGGUGCAAGGAGCGGAAGAUCCUAAUGAAGGAAGCCGUGGUAGCCCGGAAUGCCUUUGCGGCGGGUCAUUCUGGUUACACCAUGUCAUUGAAGAAUACCGGCGCCGCUUUGGGUGACUACGGUCAUAGAGAGGCUGACGAUCAACUCCACCAGCAGCAGCAGCCUCAGAUCCCUCCAAUGGAGCUGAGUCAGCUGACCCCGCAACCACCACCUCCGCGUCCGAUGAUUGAUACCCUCCCUCCGCUCCCUCCGCCACCACCGCUGCCUAGGUUUUCACCCAGUCCCACCCCCAUCAAGCGCUCUAUUAGCAUGCCUGCGGUGCCCUUCAAGAGCCGGAAACAGUUUGACUCCUCCCUUGCGAGUAAUGAGGAGGAUGAGGUGGAGGCGGAAGAGGAAGAGGAGCAUGUAAAAGACAAUGACAAUGUCAGUAAAGAUUUAAAGGGGCCACGCUUGGAGGAGGUGACGGCGCCUCGGACUCCGGAGAACAGCAACGUUGUAACGCCUCCCAUGCCGGAGGCUAAGCACAUGACUUGGGAUUACUUUUUCGGGGUGGAUGAUCACAUAUCGAGACCAAGUUUGGAUGUGGAUGAUAACGACCACGAGAGCACACAUGAUGAUGUUUCAGAGAACAAUGCUGGGGUGGGUUUUGGAGGUCAUGUUGAUAGUGAGAUUGAACCCAAGACUCCUGAUAAGGCCGAGCACAUGGCAAUGGAGGAGGCGGAUGAAGAAGAGAAGAGAGAAAAGGGGAAGCAGCCGAUACAGAUAGAGCAUUCGAAGACGGCACCAGCAGAUUUCAGCAUGACAGUGAAAUCGAUGCCCACUGUGAAUUUCAUGCAUGUUUUGAGUGAGAUUGAUGAUCAUUUCUUGAAGGCAUCCGAGAGUGCCCAGGAGGUGUCCAAGAUGCUAGAAGCCACAAGGUUGCAUUACCACUACAAUUAUGCAGACAAUCGAGGACACAUUGAUCAUUCUGAAAGGGUCAUGCGGGUUAUUACAUGGAAUAGGUCAUUUAGAGGUGGUAUGCCUAAUGGUGAAGGUGGGAAGGAUGAUCAUGAUUCAGAAGAAUAUGAAACUCAUGCCACUGUUUUAGAUAAGUUGCUGGCAUGGGAGAAGAAACUCUAUGAUGAAGUAAAGCAAGGGGAGCUGAUGAAACUUGAGUAUAGAAGGAAAGUUGCUUUGUUAGACAAGCAAAAGAAGCGCAGCACAAGUGCUGAAUCUUUGGAGAAAACAAAAGCAGCUGUAAGUCAUCUGCAUACAAGAUACAUAGUUGACAUGCAAUCCAUGGAUUCAACUAUGUCAGAAGUAAACCGAUUACGUGAUGAGCAGUUGUAUCCUAAACUUGUUGCACUUGUAGAGGGGAUGGGCAAAAUGUGGGAAAGUAUGUCCAUGCAUCAUGACAAGCAGCUUGAGAUUGUUACAAACCUUAAAAAUCUUGAUAUUGCCCAUGCUCCUAAGGAAACAACAAAGCACCACUACGAACAGACCAUCCAACUUUUUAAGGUCGUCCAAGAAUGGCAUUCACAAUUUGAAAAGCUUGUGACACAUCAAAAGCAAUAUAUCCAAGGUCUUAAUAGCUGGUUGAAGCAAAAUAUAAUCCCCAUUGAAAGCAGCUUACAAGAGAAAAUCUCAUCUCCACCAAGAGUGCAGAAUCCUCCAAUCCAGGCACUCCUCCACUCAUGGCAUGACUAUCUUGAAAGGCUACCUGAUGAGGUUGCAAAGUCUGCAAUUUCUUCAUUUGCUGCUGUGAUAGAUGCCAUAAUUCAUCACCAAGAGGAAGAGAUGAAGCUAAAGGAGAAAUGUGAGGAAACCAGGAAGGAGUUCUUACGCAAGAAUCAGGCAUUCGAGGAAUGGUAUCAAAAGUACAUGCAGCGGAGAACUCCAUCUGAUGAAACCAAUGCGGACGAAGCAAACACAAAAGAUCCUGUCCUUGAGAGGCAAUUUGCAGUUGAGAGCUUGAAGAGGAGAUUGGAAGAGGAAAUUGAAGCUCACCAAAAACAUUGUGUCCAUGUGAGAGAGAAGUCUCUGGGGAGUCUCAAACUCUACCUGCCUGAGCUGUUUCGUGCAUUGUCAGACUAUGCUCAUGCUUGCUCUUAUGCCUAUGAAAAAUUGAGGGCCAUCACUAACUCACAGAAUCGAAAUACUGCCCCUUCCUGAACAUGGACCUGCUUUAAUUGGGUUAGAAACUUAAACUCCUAUAUAACUUGAACCCAGUCAAAAGGUAAUUUUUGCAUAAAACCGUAAUUUUGUUAUCUGCAAUGCAUGUUAGAAAUCCUUGAUAUUCCUCCUCCAGAAGGAUUUGGUGUUAUAUAACUGCAUCUUUCAUGUUUAUGACAAAGACAAGUAGAUUCUGGAAUGUUGCUGGUUAAAUAUGAGAUUGAAGUUUACCUGUUCAAUUAUUCAUUGGCUUUAGUUGUUGAAGAAUGUUGUGGUGUCUUUUCUUGUUCAUAUAUAUCCAUCUUGUUUGUGUUUGUAGAUAUUAUGAUGAUGAGGACCAACUUUCACUUGAGCAUCUUCUUCCAAGAUGAAUAACGUUAGUAAACGACAUUAUGGUCUAAUAGCAGCAGUCUUGGGCCCCUGGCCACAUCUCAUCUCUUGUGCGUAAAAUUCCCAUACUUUUCAGGUCAGGUCAAAAUUCAUGGUUCAUGAAUGUUAUUGCAUAAAGGGCCCCAUGUUACAUCCCAUUUUCAUGUCUGGUCCCAACAUUGCAUUUACUGA